AUGGCUACACCUUCUGCCUCUCUCGUCGACUUUGGAAAGCAACAUGUCACCAACGGAUUAGGUCGCCUGACAGAAGAUGUGUUCGAAAAGGGAACGGGCUCCUGGGUGACGAUGAAGAGCGGCCGCCGAAUCCUUGACUUCACUUGCGGGAUCGGUGUCACUAAUCUUGGUCAUUGCCACCCAAAGGUCAGCAAGGCGGCAGCGGACCAAUGCAUGAAUCUCGUGCACGGCCAGUGCAGUAUUGCUUUCCACGAGCCUUACCUCCGUCUCAUCGAGAAGCUCCUCCCGAUGAUGCCCGACAAGUCUCUCGAUUCGUUCUUCUUCUGGAACUCCGGAUCCGAGGCUGUCGAGGGCGCAAUCAAGAUGGCGCGCACCAUUACCGGGCGGCCCAACAUUAUCGCGAUGCAGGGCGGGUACCACGGGAGGACGUUUGGCGCAAUGGCGGUGACGAAGAGCAAGACUAUUUACAGCGAAGGCGUUGCUCCCCUCAUGCCUGGUGUGUUUACUGCGCCUUAUCCUUACUGGCACCACUACUCUGGCUCGCCCUCCACGAGCGAGGAGGAGCUUGUCCGCGCUUGUCUGUACCAGGUUGAGCUCGUGCUCUCGCAGCAGAGCGCACCAAAGGACACUGCUGCCAUCCUGCUCGAACCUGUUCUCGGCGAGGGCGGAUACGUCCCCGCGCCCACUGCGUGGCUGCAGGGCUUAAGGGACAUAUGUGACAAGCAUGGGAUCCUGUUGAUCAUCGAUGAAGUGCAGAGUGGAUUCGGAAGGACGGGCCAUAACUUUUACAUCGAAGCGAGUGGGGUGAAGCCGGAUAUCCUGACCAUGGCGAAAGGUCUAGCCAAUGGAUUCCCGCUGAGUGGUAUCGUGAGCAGGAAGGAGUUGACGGAUAAGUUGAAGCCCGGGUCCAUGGGCGGGACGUAUGCUGGCAAUGCCGUGUCGUGCGCGGCGGCCAUUGCCGUCGCAGAUGCGUUCAAAGAGGAGAACAUCCUUGCCAACGUGCAGGCCAGGUCAAAGGAGCUCUUCGAUUCCCUGAACGCUCUCCGCCAAUCGGCUGCUGGCGAGCACAUCCUCGACGUGCGCGGCAAGGGCCUGAUGGUCGCGGUCGAGUUCGCGUCUCCCUCGCAUUCCGCCUACGACCCGGCUGUUCGAAGCAACGCGCCAAAGGGCUUUGCGAGCAGGGUGUCGAAGAAGUGCCUCGAGAAGGGCAUGUUCCUGCUCACGACGUCCGUGUACGAGGCGGUGAGGUUCAUCCCGCCACUCAACAUCUCGCAGGAGGAUUUGGCAACCGGGUGCACAAUCUUCAACGAAGCUGUCGAGGAAGUGGUCCGGGAGGGGUGAUGAGAUGUGGAGAGUAGCAGACAAAAUGAAUGACAGGCAUCGAAAGUAGUAAUGACUGCCCUUGUGUGUCCAACGAACGCAGAACGGAAUGGAGGUGCGGUCU
This is a messenger RNA of Heterobasidion irregulare TC 32-1, 1444 nucleotides long. RefSeq lists its product as uncharacterized. The record is from RefSeq and is a predicted model, not a curated record. NCBI's taxonomy places the organism in Eukaryota, Fungi, Basidiomycota, Agaricomycetes, Russulales, Bondarzewiaceae. Gene Ontology annotation, molecular function: pyridoxal phosphate binding; identical protein binding; transaminase activity. The transcript is spliced from 7 exons. Bases 1 to 1341 code for a protein of 446 amino acids.